Austrofundulus limnaeus is the source of this 1295-nucleotide messenger RNA. RefSeq names its product MKRN2 opposite strand protein. The record is from RefSeq and is a predicted model, not a curated record. Lineage: Eukaryota; Metazoa; Chordata; Actinopteri; Cyprinodontiformes; Rivulidae.
GGACGACACCUGGAUGACACCUGGACCACACCUGGACGACACCUGGACGACACCUGGACGACACCUGGACCACACCUGCCUUUCUGAAGCCAGGUGGGCUGUAAGGUCCGGCUCAGGGUCCAUGAGGGGCUGUAAACUUGUCACCUGACAGGUAACACGUGCACCUGUUCCAUCUCUUCACCUGUGUCUCAGAGAGGCGGAGCCUGUUUUAUGAGUGUUGGACCGUCAUCGUUUCUGCAGAAAGUUUACAUUUUUUAUUUUACUUCCUUUAUUUUUCAUGUCUUUUAUUUUGUUGAACACUUCCUGCACUGAGUCCAGAGGUCACCUGCUCACAGUGAUGCAGCAGCAGGUGAGGAAGGUCACAUGACUUCCUGCCUGACAGAAUAAUCCCUGAUAGGCCAGAGCCAGGGGCAGUGAUGUCAUCUGAUAGGCUGCAGCCAGGAGAGGAGCAGGAGGAGGAGGACACAGACCGUGGAGAAGGCAAUGGAGCGCAGCGUCAUCCGUCUGAGCCACUGUCAGAAGGACAUCUUCUGUUUCUCUGUCCCUGAACAGUGUCCAAGCUGUGGGGAGGAACUGAGGGGGAGCAGACUGCAGGAGGCCCCCGUCAGCCUGCCCUCCCCCUUCUCCAACGGACACAAGAGCUCCUGCUGCCUGCUGGUGGCUCCUGCACACGACAACCUCCACAGGUGUGGUGUAUAACUACACUCAGGAUGGUGUGAGGCGUGAUCUCAGUGGGUGGGAGCGCUGCAUCAGCAUCCCUCUGGUCCGACCCGACAUGUUCCACCUGCUGGCUCAGUGGGACCAGUACCUGGAGCGCUUCUCUGACGGACCCAUGUGGGACCCUGUAUGGUACAGGUUUCAGGAGGACGAACACAACUGCUUCAGCUUCUGUCUCCAGUUCCUGAACAACGUCCUGACAGCAGAGGGACAGGAAGUCCUGAGCAGAGAGGACUUCACCCGGUGCUUCGUCCUGCCCCGGAUCAGAAGGGGGUCCAAAUACAGCACCCUGUACCAGCACAUCCAGGAACACCAGUUCUACAUGGUGGGCCGACAGGAGGACACAGGGUCCACCAGUUAAACCAGUUCAACCAUCUUAUAGCUUCCUCUAAACCAGUGUAACCUCGAAUUCAACCGUUGUGGUUCUUUCCUCUGUUACCACGGAAACAGGUCCAUUUGAUCUGUUUCAGGCUGGGACUCUGCGGUGCUGCAGGUUGAUUGACAGGAGCUUAGACCUGAUUUCUGAACUGUAUUUAUUUUACCGAACUUUUCAAAAUAAAAGAUCCAUCCAUUAUCUA